Messenger RNA from Syngnathus typhle (broad-nosed pipefish), 1844 nucleotides. RefSeq names its product glycoprotein A33 (transmembrane), paralog a (gene gpa33a). The transcript has 7 exons. Gene Ontology annotation, cellular component: plasma membrane. The record is from RefSeq and is a predicted model, not a curated record. Lineage: Eukaryota; Metazoa; Chordata; Actinopteri; Syngnathiformes; Syngnathidae. The coding region runs from base 353 to 1672 and encodes 439 amino acids.
CUUCAUGAGCUAACAGCUGUAAAUCUAGAAGUUAAAUUUGGCGCUUUUUUUGUCGACAGUUAUAAGUGAAACACAAAACAGAUCGUGUUAAAUUUGAUGAGAGACUUGGUAGAGUUUCUUUCCAAGUCUGCACUGAAGAGCAGGUCAAGACAUGUCUGGUGGGCGGGACAAGAAUGCUACCUGUUCAGCGAGAGGGUCACUGCUUGGCUGAGAGGAUCUGUCAGUCAAUGGCCAAUCCCAGAUUGAAGCAGUUCACCUGGAGCAGCGCAUAGAUCGACGAGGCCGGGUUUCGGUGCAGUACUCACCUUACAAUUCACAGUAUACCCAAGGCCAACAGUUCAACGUUCUGGCCAUGAGGACAAGGAUUUUCAUCAUCACUCUCCAAUAUCUGAUGGUGGUGGGCGUUGGCGCCCUGGAAGUCAGCAUUGCACAGGAUGAGUACGAGUAUGCCAGAGGUGACAACGUAACUCUGCCAUGCUCAUUCCAAUCCGAAUUCACCAAGCCACCACUGGUGGUCGUCACCUGGUCUGUGGAAGGAUUAGAAGCUAAUGCUGAUGAGAAAAUGGUCGCCACUUAUUACUCUGCUGGUGCGUGGACGGACAUCAAAGAAGCCUACAAAAAGCGCGUUUCAAUGGACGUAAACCUGGCUACGGGAAAGGCCGACCUGCGAAUUUCCUCAAUCACACUUGCGGAAAAUAAAGAAUUUGAGUGCCGUGUCCAGAUCCCGGGCGACACGGAGGGCACACUUUUCGACAGUACUCGCUUGGUGGUUCUAGUGGCUCCAUCUACGCCCAUAUGUCAGAUCCAGGGGAAAGCACAAUACGGCCAGAACAUCAACCUGACCUGUCACUCAGAAGAGGGCUCACCACCACCCACCUAUGAGUGGAGCAGUAUUAAUGCACGUAAUGUUCCUCAUAUGAAAGACCCGAGGACUACCAGCAAGGGUGGCAUCCUGUCUCUAUUCAACAUCACCAAAGAGACAUCAGGAUACUACACCUGCAUCUCCAGCAACAAGAUCCGCUCUGCCAGCUGCAACCUCACCCUCACAGUCAUGCCACCGUCCAUGAACAUCGGACCCACAGCAGGAAUAAUCGCAGGAGUUGUCGCCGCGCUGAUCAUCCUGGUUGUCGUCAUCUACUGUUGCUGCUGUCGCAAGAAGAAAGAGGAAGAGGAUUAUGAGAUGGGAGUUCAAGAGGAAGCGCGUCCCGGCAAAGUGCCUGACAGCAACGGAGCUGAGAGGUCAGACGAUAGACACAUUGAUGACGAAGACGAGUCCAGUGUGAGGGCGCCUCUUCGGGAGGGGAACCAAGGACGACGCGAACGUGACCAGAGCCCACGCAGGGAUCACGACGAUCGGCGUAGCGACUACAAUGAUCGUCCCAGGGAUUACGACGAUGGCCGCAGCGACUACAACGAUCAGCGCAGGGAUUACGACGAUCGCCGUAGCGAAUACAGUGACCGUCGCAGCGAUUACACCGAUCGGCGCAGCAAUUACACCGACAAGAACGAGGACCACCGUGGGCGCUAUGACGAUGAUGACCGCUACGCCGAUCGUACAGAUCCCCGCGAUAAGUACGAUGAUCGCUACGACGAUGAGAGAAACAGAGAUCGCCGCUACCGUGAUGACGACCGCUACGAUGAACCUUACGAUGCUCGGGACAGAAGAGACUAAUGAUUCUGACGGGUUCGCUGAUAAUCUUUAUUUUAGGAACUGAUUAUGGAUGAGCUCAAAAGGAGGGGGCACUGUCAUUUUUAUCGCCCACUUUCCUGGGCCACGUAAAAUAUCGACAACUAGAAAUAACUCACGACAUCCAACUUGUAACAUUCAUUCUUUGCAACUACUC